Adineta steineri is the source of this 1122-nucleotide messenger RNA. NCBI's taxonomy places the organism in Eukaryota, Metazoa, Rotifera, Eurotatoria, Adinetida, Adinetidae. The record is from the annotation of a GenBank genome assembly.
AUGAAUAGUGCAUGUGGAUGUUUUCAUGUGUUAGGUGCUAAUAAUAAUACAGGCAUUUGUGGUUUUCGGUGGCCAACAUGUUCUCGCCUUGUUCUAUGUAAUUCUUCAGACAACUCAUGUUCUCAACCUGAUACAACCUGUGUGAGACAUCCUCAAUGUAAUGAUCUUCCUAUUUGCUAUCCAGUUACAAUGACUAAUCAAAGUAUCUGUCCACGAAUGAAAAAUAACAUCAAUCUUAAGUGGGACCAAAAUGCCACUACUGUGGCUGGUGAAAAUGUAUCAGGACAACAAUUAAAUCAACUCGAUCGUCCUCGUGGGAUCUUUAUUGACGACAAGAAAAAUAUUUUCAUUGCUGAUUCUUGGAAUGAUCGUAUUAUUGAAUGGAAAUAUAAUGCAAAAGAAGGACAAAUCAUUGCAGGUGGAAAUGGCAAAGGAAAUGAAAUGGAUCAAUUGAAUGAGCCAUCAGAUGUGGUUGUUGAUCAACAAAACCAUUCGAUCAUCAUUGCUGAUUAUAAGAACAGCCGUGUGGUUCAAUGGGUGGGUGAAAAGCAACAAAUUCUCAUUCAAAAUAUUGUUUGUUAUGGCUUGGCAAUGGAUAAACAUGGAUUUCUUUAUGUUACUAAUGAUAGAAAGAGUGAAGUGAGACGAUGGAAAAUGGGAGAAUAUAACAAUGACGGAAUUGCAGUGGCAGGUGAAAAUGGACUAGGAAGUCAACUCAAUCAACUCGAUCAUCCUCGUUUUAUCUUUGUUGAUGAAGAUCAAUCUGUUUAUGUAGCGGAUAUAGGUAAUCAUCGUGUGAUGAAAUGGAAAAAAGAUGCAAAAGAAGGAAUAGUUGUGGCUGGAGGAAAUGAUAAAGGAGGAAAUCUUAAUCAAUUGUCUAGUCCUCAUGGAGUGACUGUUGAUGAUUUUGGUCAAAUUUAUGUAGCAGAUUGGGGGAAUAAUCGAGUAAUGCGUUGGUCUGAAGGAAAAGGUGAAGGUGAAAUUGUUGUUGGUGGAAAUGGUUAUGGAAAUCAAUCAAAUCAAUUGAGUCAACCCCAUGGUUUAUCCUUUGAUGAUGAAGAAAAUCUAUAUGUUGCUGAUUAUGGGAAUCAUCGAAUUCAAAAAUUUGAAAUAAUUUUGUGA